Messenger RNA from Xiphophorus couchianus (Monterrey platyfish), 4640 nucleotides. Its product is annotated as ephrin type-A receptor 4-A-like. Gene Ontology annotation, molecular function: protein binding; ATP binding; transmembrane-ephrin receptor activity. NCBI's taxonomy places the organism in Eukaryota, Metazoa, Chordata, Actinopteri, Cyprinodontiformes, Poeciliidae. The record is from RefSeq and is a predicted model, not a curated record. Bases 527 to 3781 code for a protein of 1084 amino acids. The transcript has 19 exons. Gene Ontology annotation, biological process: protein phosphorylation; axon guidance; ephrin receptor signaling pathway. Gene Ontology annotation, cellular component: dendrite; plasma membrane.
UGGGGAACUUGUGAAACGUUCAUGUUUUUGAAAUUAUGCAGCACAGUGCGGUUUUUCUUUUUUAAAGUGUAGCUCUUGUAACGUUUACCUCCGGCCUCCUUUAGAUUACCUCUAUUUAUUUAGGCAGACGCUUGGUUGCUUCAUGUCCCUUUAGAUAAGAGGAUAUUACAGAUGAAGCAGGUGAAGCUUGGUGGGGGUUUUCUCAAAUUUAAAGUUUCCUUUAUUCUAUGUCAUUUCAUUUUGAAAGCUAACGAUCAUCUUCUGUCACCCAGUUUCCUAAUAAGUCUAAUUUAUUUUAUCAGCAACUUUCUCCCUAAGAUGUGCUAAAAGGCACUAACAAAUAUUAUUUGAGUGACUGACGCUAAUAAGAGCCUCAGCGCUGUUUUGCAUUAACUUCAUGUCAUUUACCAUCAAGGGAAGCUUCUGAGUGGGAGACCGCCCCUGAAUCCGCCGCCGCUCCUGCUGCUGCAUCCAUCCCAACUCGCUUUCACACUUGGUUUCAUUCACACGGAGUUUUCCCACCGGGAUGGAGCCGCUUCAGCCAGCGCGCACAGCCCACGGAGAGCUCGCAGGCUUCCGCACGGCACACAUGGCUGGGAAUCUGUUGCGAACAUUUUUAUCAUCCGUCUGGAUAAUAACGCUGGUUUCUUGCGCUAGGACGAGGAUCUAUCUCCCCAAUGAAGUGACCCUUCUGGAUACCAGGACAGUGCCAGGAGAACUGAAAUGGGCAGCCAAUCCUGCAGAGGGAGGGUGGGAGGAAGUGAGCAUUAUGGAUGAGAAGAACAUCCCCAUCAGGACGUACCAGGUGUGUAAUGUUCUGGAGCCCAGUCAGAACAACUGGCUGAGAACAGACUGGAUCCCACGGUCCGGUGCUCAGCGGGUUUACGUCGAAGUCAAGUUUACUUUGAGAGACUGCAACAGCCUGCCAGGAGUCACCGGCACCUGCAAGGAGACGUUCAAUCUAUACUACCACGAGUCAAAUGAAGACAGAGAGAGCUACAUCAAAGAGAGCAGCUUCAUUAAGGUGGACACGGUGGCAGCAGACGAGAGUUUCACCCAGGUGGAUGUUGGGGACCGCAUCAUGAAGCUGAACACAGAAAUUCGAGAUGUGAAGGUCACGACAAGGAAAGGCUUCUACCUGGCCUUUCAGGACGUGGGCGCCUGCAUCGCUUUGGUUUCUGUCCGGGUUUUCUACAAAACCUGCCCUCUCACUGUCCGGAACUUGGCGACCUUUCCCGACACGGUCACCGGUGCUGACACGUCUUCCCUGGUUGAGGUCAGGGGGUCGUGCGUCAACCAAUCAGAGGAGCGAGAGGAGCCGAAAAUGUAUUGUGGAGCAGAUGGAGAGUGGUUGGUUCCUAUCGGCGGAUGUUUCUGCAAACCGGGAUAUGAAGAGCAGGGUGGCGCAUGUAAAGCAUGUUCUGCUGGUUUCUACAAGUCCAAGUCUUCAGAUCCUGGCUGCUCCAAGUGCCCUCCUCACAGCCGCUCACUGCGGGACGGUGCUAACGUUUGUGAUUGCCACACAGGAUUCUUCCGUGCAGAUUUCGACCCACCCUCCAUGGCCUGUACCCAGCCUCCCUCAGCACCACAGCAGCUCAUCUCUGUAGUGAAUGAAACAUCUGUGGUCUUGGAGUGGGCACCCCCUCGGCGGCUGGGAGGCAGAAGCGACAUCAGCUAUAGUCUGGAGUGUCUCAUAUGUCAAACCGGAAGCCAUGGUCAGCCUCCAAGAAAUCACACGGUUUCCCAGCCUGAGGUACAGCGCAGCAGCAUGGGAAUGCAGUCAGACCAAGGGAUUGUAGGACCUGAGGUUCAGCUUGGCAGAGGGGUUUUCCAGAGCAGGCCCGGUGAAUACCCAUGGCCCGGAUCAGAGUCUGCCUCCAGCACCCAGCUUUGUCUCCCCUGUGGCUCAGACGUGCUCUUCUCUCCGGACCAGACUGGCCUUCAGACCACCAGGAUGGUGGUGAGCAGGCUCCGGGCCCACACACACUACACCUUCAUUGUCUAUGCCCGCAACGGGGUUUCCCUGGUCAGCGGUGCAGGGGCAUCACAGAGUGCAUCGGUCAGCCUCACCACCAACCAAGCAGCUCCCUCUCCAGUUUCAUCCAUCCAACUCACCGACGUAACAAGGCACAGCUUGUCGUUGGCAUGGCAACAGCCCGACCGACCAAAUGGGGUCAUCCUGGAGUACGAGGUCAAGUUCUACGAAAAGGAUCAGAGGGAGAGGUCGUACCGCAUAAUGAGGACCUUCCUACGGAGUGUGGAUGUGGCGGGCCUCAACCCGCUCACUGUGUACGUGUUUCAUGUUCGCGCUCGCACAGCUGCGGGAUACGGCGAGUACAGCGCUCCGUUUGAGUUCUCCACCAAUUCAGAUCCCUUUCCAUUGAUCGGAGAAGGUGUGAACUCUGCCUUCCUGCUGCUGUCUGUCAGUGGGGUGGGAGUCUUACUGUUCAUAUCGGCGGCUGUCUUCAUCAUAAGUCGCAGGAGGAGCAAGUACAGCAAAACCAAGCAGGAUGCGGAAGAGGAGAAACAUCUGAACCCAGGAGUCAAAAUCUAUGUGGACCCGUUUACGUACGAGGACCCAGAUCAGGCCAUCCACGAGUUUGCAAAGGAAAUAGAUGUUAGCAAUAUUCAUAUCGAGAGGGUUAUUGGCAUAGGAGAGUUUGGGGAGGUGUGCAGCGGUCGGCUGCGUUCGCAGGGGAAAAGGGAGAUCUAUGUGGCCAUCAAAAGCCUGAAGGCAGGAUACUCGGACAAACAGAGGAGGGACUUCCUGUCCGAGGCGUCCAUCAUGGGUCAAUUUGACCACCCGAACAUCAUCAGACUGGAAGGUGUCGUCACGAGGUGCAAGCCUCUGAUGAUAAUUACAGAAUACAUGGAAAAUGGAUCUCUGGAUGCCUUUUUACGUAAACACGACGGCCAGUUCACAGUGAUCCAGCUGGUUGGUAUGCUGCGCGGCGUUGCCUCGGGUAUGAAGUACCUGUCAGACAUGAGCUACGUUCACAGAGACCUGGCGGCUCGAAACAUCCUGGUCAACAGCAACCUGGUGUGUAAGGUGUCCGACUUCGGCCUGAGCCGAGUUCUGGAGGAUGACCCCGAGGCCGCCUACACUACGAGGGAGGCAACUGGGUCCUAUCUGUCCCCCGGAGGGAAGAUCCCCAUCAGAUGGACAGCUCCAGAGGCUAUCAGCUACAGGAAGUUCACCACGGCCAGUGACGUGUGGAGUUAUGGGAUAGUCAUGUGGGAGGUGGUUUCAUAUGGAGAGAGGCCAUACUGGGACAUGAACAACCAGGAUGUGAUUAAAGCGAUAGAAGAAGGAUACAGGCUGCCUGCUCCCAUGGACUGCCCUGUGGUGCUCCAUCAACUCAUGCUGGACUGUUGGGAGAGAGAGCGAGGAGACAGACCCUCCUUCAGCCAGAUCCUCAACAUGUUGGAUAAACUUAUACGCAACCCUGGCACCCUGCGGCGCACAGGAGGGGACAGACCUCCGGGGACCAUGCUGGAGUCCAGGGUGGGAUCAGAGGUGUGUGUGUCUGUUGUACCAGAGGUGUGUGUGCCACCGUGGUCGAUGUAUGAAUGGCUGCAGUCCAUUGGGUUGGAGAGAUACAGAGACGUCCUUGCAGCUGCAGGAUACUCCAGCCUUGAAAGCCUCCUGGCUCUCACACACCAGGAGAUGGACAGACUUGGAAUAAUCACACCGUCACAUCAGGACAUACUAAUUGCGAGUGUGCAGCAGGAAAUGUUGUCCCAAAUGCAACACAUGCAACACUCUAUGGUCCCGGUCUGAACUGGUGAGCAGUUACAAACCUGUUUUUUGAGAAGAAUUUUAUUUACCUCAUCUGUGCACUUUAGAGGAACUGUUCACCAGUGGAAGUACAAGAAGUGAAGGCAAAUAAAAAGAAAACUAUAACGAGGAGCACUUUUGUGAACUUCCAUCAUGUGGAGCUUUCUACAAACCCUGAUCUGGACGUGGGCACAGACAGCACUUAGCUUCUGAGAGCUUAGUCUGAUGCCUCAUCCUGUUUUUCUAGCUCUGAUUUCGCCUCUUUUCUUUUUUUUUCUUAUCUGUUUGGUGAAGGCUGACAUGUGCAUAAGCAGAAUGGCUUCCAGGGUUUUUUUGGGGGGGGUUGCGCUUCACUUGAAUUAAAUGUAUUUUUUUUGUUUGUUUGUUUUAUCUGAUGAACGUGUGCGCGCGUGUGUGUGUGUGUGUAUACACUGUGUAGCAUGAAACCAUUCAACAUGAACUCUCCUUGUUAAGAUGAGUCGGCUGUCUUCAUGUAAUCUUAAUAUGCAAAGUUUAAGAGAUAGCAGGAGGACUCAGACAGAAUGUAUCACUUUGAGCUCUUACUGAUUUCACACCAGUGGAUUGUUCUGAUCAAAAUCUGAUUUGAUUGUUUUUCUUAAUCUUUUUUUUUUCAGAUUGAACAAACUAUUGCUUUUGUUGAUUUAGAGACAGUUAGAUUAGAAUGUCAUUCAUCUGUGUCUAUAUAUACACACACUCUUUGAUGCUGAGGAUUAGCUACUUGAAGCAUUUUGUCUAUUUAUGGUCCUUUUUUUAUCAAGUUUGUACAUUGUAAAAUAGAAACGCUGAGGAGAUGUAAUGAGUGCCAUAUUGCGUUGCAAUAAAUGCCAAACUCAUUGGUGUA